AUGCAAAAGAAAGAAAUUGAAGAACUGGAGAAAGCCAAGAAAAAAAUCAAGGACAAAUACGCCAACGUCUCAAAAUUGCACGGGAACUUCUGUAACGAGGAUUGGGAAUUUGUUUUUAGGUUUCAAGAAAAGAAUUCCAAAGAAGGCGAAAAUUCGAAGUCUCAAGAAUAUCCGGGGGAGCGUAACAACGUCAACAGGGACGAUCGUGCUACCUCUAAACCCCAAACCUCUAAAGGUAACAUCGCGACCGACACACCAGCAACAGCGACAACACCAGCACCUACUACUCAGACGAACAGUACCGCUGCUAAUGGGCAGACAGGACCCGCAACGUCG
Sphaeroforma arctica JP610 is the source of this 336-nucleotide messenger RNA. RefSeq lists its product as hypothetical. The record is from RefSeq and is a predicted model, not a curated record. The annotation marks the transcript as partial. Lineage: Eukaryota; Ichthyosporea; Ichthyophonida. The transcript is spliced from 2 exons.